This is a messenger RNA of Zonotrichia albicollis (white-throated sparrow), 2315 nucleotides long. RefSeq names its product DDB1 and CUL4 associated factor 17 (gene DCAF17). Gene Ontology annotation, cellular component: Cul4-RING E3 ubiquitin ligase complex. NCBI's taxonomy places the organism in Eukaryota, Metazoa, Chordata, Aves, Passeriformes, Passerellidae. The record is from RefSeq and is a predicted model, not a curated record. Gene Ontology annotation, biological process: protein ubiquitination.
CCGGGAGCGGCGGCGGGAGGUGAAGUCCGGGCGGGCCGCGCGAUUCCGCUCCCGGAAAAACUACAGUACCCGGCGGGCCGCGGGAGAGGCGGUGCAGGGCAGUCCCCGCCCAGCGUCUGCGGAAACCGGAGCUGCGGCGGCCGGGGAAGCGCGGGGCGGGCAGCGCCGUAGAAGGCCUCGGUUCGCUUCGCUUCGCUCGGGAAUCGAGCAGCGAGGGGCCGUUCGGGCCUCUUCCCGCUUCGCUUUACCUCUCGCCGGGCAAGGGCGGGGGUUUGAGAUAGAGCCGGCGCGGGCCUGGGCCUGCAAGGCUGCACGCCCUGCCUAGAGCGAGCCUGGAGCGGGGGAGAAAGGCGAUCCCGCCCCGCGGGCCGAGAAAAUGCCCGCAGGCGGCCGCCGGCGGGGGCAGGGCCGCCCUCCGGGCGUGCGGGGUGCACAACGUGUGCCGCCUCCUCAGCCGCAGGGCCCACGGCUUCUACGCCAGAGAUGCUGGUGUGGCCCACAGGAAGAACCUGGGACUCCUGAGGAGGAUCAUGUGUCAGGAAAGUACUAAAUUCAAGAAUGUUUGGACAACUCAUUCUGCAUCUCCUAUUGCAUAUGAAAGAGGAAGAAUUUACAUGGACAAUUACCAAUGCUGUAUUACCAGCAUUGCACAGCAGCCAAGACUAAUUUAUCAAAAGGCAAAGUGUACCGCCAAGUCUGAAAAAAUAGAAGAUGCUUUAUUAUUGGAAUGCCCAUUGGGGGAAAUGCUACCAAGUCCAUCAGAUUAUAAACCUUCCCUGAUAGUCCUGACAGCACAGAACUGGCUUCUACGUCUCUCUGCUGAUAGUGGAGAAGUACUGGAAAAAGUGUAUCUUGCUGGUUCCUGUUGCAAAUUCUUCAGGUAUCUGAGCUGGGAUACUCCUCAAGAGGUAAUGAUUGUAAAGUCAGCUCAGAAUAAGCUCCCUGCAGCAGCACGGCAGGCAGGAAUCCAACAGAAUGUAUUGUUUUAUCUUGCUGUAUUCCAAGUUUUGCCUCUUUCAUUCAUUGGAAUGCUGGAAAUAAACAAAAAGAUUUUUGGUAAUAGUGUGACAGAUGUUGCUGUUUCUAAUGGAAUCCUGAUUGUAAUGUAUAGCAUGGGUCUGGUCAGACUCUAUAACUUCAAGGCCAUUUUGGAACAGUUCAUGGAACAACCAUUUGAGUUGGGACAAGAAUUCAACUGGAAUGGUCAGGUGGGAUCUGUAGGAAGGUUUCCAUAUGGUCUUCCAUGUAACAUUAAAAUAACAGAUACCCCACCUUUGCUAUUUGAAGCAUCUUCUCUGGAGAAUGCAUUUCAAAUUGGAGGUUACCCUUGGCAUUAUAUCAUCACACCAAACAAGAAAAAACAUAAAGGAGUCUUCCAUAUUUGUUCUCUGAAAGACAAUGCUUUGGCAAAAAAUGGCGUACAGGAUAUGAAAUGCUGUUCACUUGAACCUGACUGGAUAUACUUCCAUCCAGAUAUGUCAGGUAGAAUAAUCCACGUGGGACCAAAUUUGAUAAAAGUCUUAAAGCUUAAGGAAGUUAAGAAUCAUGCAGAUCAGAUGGAGAUUGCAGAAGAUUUUACGAUUGUAGCCAACAGAGAAAACUGUGUGAACAACAAUGUUACUGUAACAGCUUCUGGUCGAGUGGUGAAGAAGCGGUUCACCUUGCUGGAUGAUGACCCGGAACAAGAGACAUUCAAAAUUGUGGACUAUGAAGAUGAACUGGAUUUACUAUCCACUGUGGCAGUUACUCAGAUAGGAGCUGAUGGAAGAGCUCACCUUGACUUUCAUUGCAAUGAACAUGGGAUUCUACUUAAGAGUAUUCCAUUAAAGGAGUCCUGGGAUGUGACUUACAGUCAUGAAGUUUACUUUGACAAAGACCUCGUACUGCAUAUAGAACAGAAGCCUAAUAGAAGAUUCAGUUGUUAUGUUUACCAAAUGGUAUGUGAUACUGCAAGAGAUGAUGAUCCUUAAUACUUUACAAAAAAGCAGGAAGUGUUUAGUAAAAAAAAGAGGGAGAACUUUUGUAUAUAUUUAAGCCAUAAACACCAGCUACAGAGAAUUUUGGAUAGUAUUUAAGGAUACUGCAAGAGAUCGUGAUUCUUAAUGCUAUAAAAUAAAUCAGAAAGUGUUUUUGUAAAAAAAGGAGGGAGAACUUUUGUAUAUAUUUAAGCCAUAAACACCAGCUACAGAGGGUUUUGGAUGCUAUUUAAGGAUUCCGUACAUAGUAGUCAACUACUGGUUUUCUGGCUGAAUUUAAUCUUAACAUUUUGUACGACUAGAUAAAGUCUUGUUUCUUUUUUUCUUUGUGACACUGUA